Molecule: messenger RNA, 1001 nt
Organism: Chroicocephalus ridibundus (black-headed gull)
Lineage: Eukaryota; Metazoa; Chordata; Aves; Charadriiformes; Laridae
Product: transmembrane protein 126A-like
Exons: 6
Coding region: 312-941 (209 amino acids)
Biological process (GO): mitochondrial respiratory chain complex I assembly
Cellular component (GO): mitochondrion
Source: RefSeq, a predicted model, not a curated record
CGGCGCCCACAAGAAGGGGCGUGAGGUGGGAGGAGCCAUGUUGUAGGCGGUGGGGCCUCCUCGCCGGGAGCGGCUUGUUGAGGGCGGGGGAGCCGGUGAGGACGGGGACGGCUCAAGGUCGCACAGGUGGGAGCCCGGCCCUGGCGGGAAGGACGUGAGGAACAGGCCUCAAGGCUGGCGCUGGCCCCGCCGAUCCCGGGUGAGGCCCUGCUGCUCGUCCCGCAUCCUGCCCAGCUCGGAGCGAGCGCCGUCCCACAGACGGGCCGUGGGACACAGGCUCCACGUUGUGAAAGAGACUUAAGGACUUCAAGAUGACGGGAAGAGAGUUUCUUGAACUAGAUUCUCUGCAGCACAGACUAUAUUUGGAAAGAUUUAAGCAGAUGGAAGUCAUACACAAGAUACUCAGUGAGCUUCCUAAAGCAGAUCAGAACCUUUGUAAUCAUGGAGCGUACUUCCUCGCAGCAAAUUCAAGCUUAUGCGGCUUAGCAGCAAAUAACUUCUUCAGGAACAUCCUACACGUCAGAAAGGCUUCCUUGGUGUCUGCUUUGCCGAUGGCUGUUAUUCCGUUUCUGUCAACGGCAGUGGUUUAUGAAGUUUUUGUGCGUCAGCCUUUAUUCUCAGGGGAGCUGAACUGUGAGGUCUGUGCCGUGGUCAGAGGAGGAUUGAUAGGAGCUGUUGUGGGUGGUUUCUAUCCCAUUUUCCUGGCUCUCCCCGUGAACGCAAGCCUCGCGGCCAGGUAUUCCUCAUCGCCAUUGCCAGGGAAAGAAAACCUGAUACGCUUCUGGCUCACAACUGCUCAGCCUGUCUUUAGAAAGAUGAGUUUGGGUAUACUUGUACAGCUUCUAACUGGAUUAUAUCUUGCCACUAAACAUCACGGAAUAUACCUCAAAGUACUGCAGCGGAUGAACACCAGGGGGGAUCCUGAAGAGUUACAAGACUGAAGUUAACCAACUUUUUGAUCACCUUGGCUAAGUGACCAGAAUAAACAAAGGAAGAAGUUG